Messenger RNA from Bipolaris maydis ATCC 48331, 337 nucleotides. RefSeq lists its product as uncharacterized. Lineage: Eukaryota; Fungi; Ascomycota; Dothideomycetes; Pleosporales; Pleosporaceae. The record is from RefSeq and is a predicted model, not a curated record.
GCACUGACGUACGCCCAUAUCACCAGGAAUGAAGCUAAUUUAUCGUGUCGCACACAUAUCGCUUGUACUUUUCCUGUCUGCUUUACUCAUCUAUAGCGUCUACUAUGCUUUCGCCAUACUGGUCGAGGACCGGCGUCCCCACUUACCGCCUCCGAAAGAGGACGUUGGCCCUCGCAAACCAUCACCACAAGAUAUAGCUAGGUCUAUGAAUACGAUGUGGAAUUAUCUCGACGAUUGGGACGAGGACCAUUGUAUUAAUGUAUGCGAAGCGUCCUGGACCGCGUGUCGGUUGAGGAGUUGCGACCACCUUCCUGGAGUUCGAAAGCAGGAGCUGUGA